GUGUGGAAGUUAAAGAAACAAAAAUACUUUGACUGGGGCUUUAAGCAAGCAAAUGCUAAAAAGCAACAUAAGGACGAUCCUUAACAGUCAUUUCUCAACAAUUAUAUAGUCAACUGAUGUAACAAUGGUACUAAUAUUGGGACGCAGACUAAACAGAGAGGAUCUUGGGGUGCGUGACUCCCCGGCAACUAAGCGUAAAGUUUUUGAAAUGGACCCUAAAUCUCUGACAGGCCAUGAAUUUUUUGACUUUUCUACAGGAUCAUCCCAUGCUGAAAACAUACUUCAAAUAUUUAAUGAAUUCCGAGAUAGCCGUUUAUUCACAGAUGUUAUCAUUUGUGUAGAGGGAAAAGAAUUUCCUUGUCAUCGAGCUGUUCUCUCAGCCUGCAGUAGCUACUUCAGAGCUAUGUUCUGUAAUGACCACAGGGAAAGCCGGGAAAUGUUGGUCGAGAUCAAUGGUAUUUUAGCUGAAGCUAUGGAGUGUUUUUUGCAGUAUGUUUAUACUGGAAAGGUGAAGAUCACUACAGAGAAUGUACAGUAUCUCUUUGAAACAUCUAGCCUCUUUCAGAUUAGUGUUCUACGUGAUGCUUGUGCUAAAUUCUUGGAGGAACAACUUGAUCCUUGUAAUUGCUUAGGAAUCCAGCGUUUUGCUGAUACUCAUUCACUCAAAACACUCUUCACAAAAUGCAAGACUUUUGCAUUGCAGACUUUUGAAGAUGUAUCCCAGCAUGAAGAAUUUCUUGAGCUUGACAAAGAUGAACUUAUUGAUUAUAUUUGUAGUGAUGAACUUGUUAUUGGUAAAGAAGAGAUGGUUUUUGAAGCCGUCAUGCGUUGGGUAUAUCGUGCUGUCGAUCUGAGAAGACCCCUGUUACAUGAACUCCUGACACAUGUGAGACUUCCUCUGUUGCAUCCCAACUACUUUGUUCAGACAGUUGAAGUGGACCAAUUGAUCCAGAAUUCUCCUGAGUGUUACCAGCUGUUACAUGAAGCAAGACGGUAUCACAUACUUGGGAAUGAAAUGAUGUCUCCAAGGACUAGGCCACGCAGGUCAACUGGCUACUCUGAAGUGAUAGUUGUUGUUGGAGGCUGUGAACGAGUUGGAGGAUUUAACCUUCCAUACACUGAGUGCUAUGAUCCUGUGACAGGAGAAUGGAAGUCUUUGGCUAAGCUUCCAGAAUUUACCAAGUCAGAGUAUGCAGUCUGUGCUCUAAGGAAUGACAUUCUUGUUUCAGGUGGAAGAAUCAAUAGCCGUGAUGUCUGGAUUUAUAAUUCACAGUUAAAUAUUUGGAUCCGUGUUGCCUCUCUAAAUAAAGGCAGAUGGCGUCACAAAAUGGCUGUCCUCCUUGGUAAAGUGUAUGCUGUUGGAGGCUAUGAUGGGCAGAACAGACUUAGCAGCGUAGAAUGCUAUGAUUCCUUUUCAAACCGGUGGACUGAAGUUGCUCCCCUAAAGGAAGCAGUGAGCUCUCCUGCUGUGACCAGCUGUGUAGGGAAAUUGUUCGUCAUUGGCGGAGGGCCUGAUGAUAAUACUUGUUCUGACAAGGUUCAAUCUUAUGAUCCAGAAACCAAUUCUUGGCUACUUCGUGCAGCUAUCCCAAUUGCUAAAAGGUGUAUAACAGCUGUGUCUUUAAACAAUCUGAUCUAUGUUGCUGGUGGACUGACCAAGGCAAUAUACUGUUAUGAUCCAGUUGAAGAUUACUGGAUGCAUGUACAGAAUACAUUCAGCCGACAGGAAAACAGUGGUAUGUCUGUGUGUAAUGGUAAGAUAUAUAUCCUGGGUGGAAGACGGGAAAAUGGAGACGCCACAGACACUGUUCUCUGUUAUGAUCCUGCAACAAGUAUCAUCACAGGGGUAGCUGCAAUGCCCCGACCAGUGUCCUAUCACGGCUGUGUGACUAUUCAUAGAUACAAUGAGAAAUCCUUUAAACUCUGAAACCAGGAUACCUCACCCAAGAAGACACACCAAUCCAAGAUGAGAGAUUCAAAAUCUCUGGAGUGGGAACUUGACAUACUUCCUUUGUGCCAUAUGCAAAAAAAAGUUAGUAAAAAUAAUAAUUGUGGUGUUUUUCUCCCCAAAAUAUCAAUCUUUCAAUCUAUAAAUAAAGCCUUGCCUGUAAUGGGGCAAAUUAUUUUUGUUAAAGGUAAAGGUGGUUGUUGCUUUGCCUUUGAGAAGGUACCUUCAUAAGUAGUUGAAAAAAUUCUGUGUGGAAUGGAAACUAGUAGUUGCCUGCAUACCUUUUAAGAAGUUGUGAAUGCUCUCUUCAUAUAUGUAUGUUUAUCUGUAAGACUGUAUUUUCCUUGUUUUGUCAUACAUGUAGAGAAAAUUGAAAUUUUCGGCUUCAUGUAAGUAGAAUCAUCAAAUGCUUAGAAUACCCAGAAUUCAUUCUAAGAGGGAAAAAUCAUGUAAAAAAAAAAAUUGUCACUAAAACUAUAUCAACGUUGAUUCAUUUUAAAGGGUUUUCUUUUGUAAUUUAUCAAAAUUUGGUGACAGCCAUGUGACUGUAUAAAAUACUGAAUGAUGACCUCAUU
Molecule: messenger RNA, 2523 nt
Organism: Chrysochloris asiatica (Cape golden mole)
Lineage: Eukaryota; Metazoa; Chordata; Mammalia; Afrosoricida; Chrysochloridae
Gene: KLHL24
Product: kelch-like family member 24
Exons: 7
Coding region: 125-1927 (600 amino acids)
Molecular function (GO): protein binding
Source: RefSeq, a predicted model, not a curated record